AUGGGAGAGGAUGCAGGGCCAGGUACGGCACCGCCUGUAGAAAUGCGCGAUCCUGUCACUGGAAAAAUGGUCCUUAUGACGAAAUCUGCAGCUAAGAAGUUAGCUCGUCGUGAACGGCGCGAACAGAAGAAAGAAUCGACAAAGCUGGAGCGCCGAACACGAGAACGGGCGAGGCGAAAAGAGCGCCGAAAGCAGGAGCGUGAGGCGAGAGAAAAGGAUCCAUCUUUGGAAGUUCAUCGUGAGCGAAAGCCGCCUGCACAGGUAUUUGACGCGCGCGUUGUUGUUGAUUUGGGAUUCGAUGAUCUUAUGACCGUGGAUGAGACUACUUCUCUCGCCGCUCAGUUAGGGUACUUGUACGGUGUGAAUCGUUCUAGUUCCCAUCCUUUUCGGGAAGUGGUAUUCACUGGGGCCGACCGCAUAUCGGGACGCGGUUUGGGAUUUUUUCCCCCCGAAGGAGGAGCAAACACUUUUCCCAGCAUGCCCAGCACCAGUGAGUCGUCUCUCUUUCAGGAUCGCGUGGGACAGCAUAUGGAAGUAAAGAGCGUUGGGAUGUGGCGCCGAUGGAAGCGCAUAAAGCUACAAGAGUAUGGCGGGCUCGAAGCCCUUUGGCACGGUCACAAGGACCAGUUACCCGUAUGCGACAAGCAGGAUGUCAUAUAUCUCACGGCUGAUACAGACGAUACCAUCGCGACACUGGAACCUGGCAAAACAUAUGUAAUUGGUGGUAUCGUGGACCGAAACAGAUACAAGCAUCUUUGCGCCAAAAAGGCCGAAGCUCUGGGUGUACGUGUCGCCCGCCUGCCCAUCGAUCCCUCCUUCCUGGAUGGGCAAAAGAUCAAUGCACGCAAAGUACUUACCGUCAACCAAGUUUUUGCGAUUUUGGUAGGAUGGACGGAGACGCGCGAUUGGACAGCAGCCUUGAAGCGUGGGCUUCCCACGCGAAAAUUCGAAAACGAAGAGAGUUCCUAG
Molecule: messenger RNA, 969 nt
Organism: Malassezia restricta
Lineage: Eukaryota; Fungi; Basidiomycota; Malasseziomycetes; Malasseziales; Malasseziaceae
Product: tRNA (guanine9-N1)-methyltransferase
Exons: 1
Coding region: 1-969 (322 amino acids)
Biological process (GO): tRNA N1-guanine methylation
Cellular component (GO): nucleus
Molecular function (GO): tRNA binding
Source: RefSeq, a predicted model, not a curated record